GUGGCGGGGCGGGCCGUGAAGGCCGCGAGUCGCUGCGAUCUUCUUUACGCUUUGGAGCAGAUCACGGCGUGGUCACCAUGUCCCUGGCGGCCUCGGGGGGCCGUGGCCCUGGGGCCGUGUGGUCCCCAACACACGUGCAGGUGACGGUGCUGCAGGCACGGGGUUUGCGGGCCAAGGGCCCCGGCGGCACGAGCGAUGCGUACGCCGUGAUCCAGGUGGGCAAGGAGAAGUACGCCACCUCGGUGUCCGAGCGCAGCCUGGGUGCGCCGGUGUGGCGGGAGGAAGCCACCUUCGAGCUGCCGCCUCUGCUGUCCGCCGGGGCCGCGCCCGCCACCGCUGCCACCCUGCAGCUCACCGUGCUGCACCGAGCGCUGCUUGGCCUCGACAAGUUCCUGGGCCGCGCGGAGGUGGACCUGCGAGAGCUGCACCGGGACCAGGGCCGCAGGAAGACCCAGUGGUACACCUUGAAAUCCAAACCAGGAAAGAAGGAUAAAGAGCGAGGAGAAAUUGAGGUUGACAUUCAAUUUAUGAGAAACAACAUGACUGCUAGCAUGUUUGACCUUUCCAUGAAAGACAAAUCUAGGAAUCCGUUUGGGAAGCUGAAGGACAAGUUCAAGGGGAAGCAUAAGGACAGUGCAUCAGAUACUGCUUCAGCCAUUGUCCCCAGCAUGACACCCUCAGCUGACAGUGAUGAUGAAUCUUCUUCAAAAGACAAGAAAAAGAAGUCAAAGCUUAAGACCUUGUUUUCCAAGUCUAAUUUGCAGAAAACACCACUUUCCCAAUCCAUGUCUGUCCUGCCGACUUCAAAGUCAGACAAAGUUCUGCUUCGUCCCGGAGACUUUCCAUCACGGUGGGAGGAUGACGACGAAGAUGAAUCCUCCUCUGCCUUCGACAUCAUGUCUCACAAGAGAACAGUAAGUGCAGAUCCUAAGCAGCAGAACCAGAUCAACUUCAGCCUUCCCAAGAAGGAAGGUCUCUCCUUUCUCGGCGGCCUUCGGUCUAAGAAUGACUCCCUUUCGCGCUCUAAUGUCUGUAUCAACGGGAACCAUGUUUACAUGGAGCAGCCAGAAGGCAAGAGUGAGACCAAGGACAGCACCCCUUCUUCGUCGCCGUCCCCCCAGGGCUUCAGGAAGAAGCAUUUAUUCUCAUCUACAGAAAACCUGACUCCUCGGUCUUGGAAGGAGCCUGGGGAAGGAGGUGCAGUGUCUUCUGACAGGCAGCUCUCUGAGUCUUCCACAAAGAACUCUGCCAAAUCCAUGUCUCUGCCGCCCUCCUGGCCACCAGUCAGUGGGGACAUUAGGGAAAACACAGCUCCAGUGAAAUUGGAGGCUGUGAAAGAAACCAAAGAGAGCAAGAAGCAUGAAAACAAGAAGUCCUCUUUGCUUUCUCUGGUGACAGGAAAGAAGGAUGUGGCGAAGGGCAGUGAAGGCGAAAGCUCUGCUGUCAGCCCGGGGAAGGAGAAGGAAGGCAUGCUUAGCGAGGUUGGGCAGGGGUCUAUGGAAGACCCUGUGAAAAGAUCUGAGAAGGAUACCACAGCCGUUGUCUCUGGACGAGGUAAAGCCUCUGUCCUCUUCGAAGAAGUGCAGAUCGCAGAACCAGAAGCUGACCCAAAGCCCAAGCCUGAACCAACACCUCCUGUUCCCUCUGCAAGGGCUCCCCAGACCAAAGCCGUUAAACCUCGACUGGAAGUGUCUCCAGAGGUCCAACCCACAGCCAGGCUUCCUCCUUCUCCUUCCCCUGACUCACCUGUCUUUUUUUCUGUUCUUCCUUCCAGUUCUGGUCAGACACCUGUCCCUUCUCAAUUGGGGCAUGAGUCAGAAACACAGUCCUCAGAAUCUCCUUCUGUCUUCUCCUCUUUCUCAUCUCCCAUAGCAGCUCCCAUUUCCACCUCCACUCCUGUUAAAAGCUGGCCUUCCAUCGACCAGGACCAGGCUGGUUCUGAAGAGCCAUCUUUGCUCAUUAAAGUAGACUUGCCAAAGGAGAGUUUAACACAAGUUCCAAAUGUUGUUUCUUGUGCCUUGGGAUCACUUUCCAAACAGACCCCCAUUCCAGCGUGUAAAGCGAUGGAAGAUUCUCCAGUGGGGACAACCAGUGAGAUAGACACAGAGAAGAAUACAAGUGGUGAUAACUCAGAAACAUCUCUCCUGAAGCAGCCUGAUAUGGGGCAACAGGAAGAGGAACUUCUGAAGUUUCCCACUAAAAAACAAGACUAUGUCCCUUCACCUGAAGGGACCCAAGAUGUAACAUUGGCCCUUUCAGUGAGAAGGAGCAGGUUGGAAAACCCAGCACGGAAGCCUCCGAUAGGGGUAAACACAGACUUGGACAGUCAGUCUGGGUCUUUUGAGGAGAACAAAGUUAGGGUUGGCGGAAUGACUUCUGCAGUUAAACAAGUGGUACCUCCUCUUCACGUGGGAGAAUCAGUCCCCCCACUUGACUCUGUGAUGCGGAGACAUGAAGAGAUGGGUUUGAAUGUCAGUGAGGGCAGAAAGAAAAUCAUGAAGCAUGUGUCAUUUUCUGAGCAGCUCUUUGUGGAAGAGGAGGUGGAGAAGUCCACUGGACUGGUUGAAAAGGACAAAAGUCAGCCCCAGGAGCGGAGGCAGGAAGGGGCUGCCGCUGGCAGUGUGUGUGACAGAGAGUCUGCUGAGUCUUCCCACGCAGAAGACUCUGAGAGGGAAGUUGUGACUGAACCCAGGCCGCUGAAUUCUGGUGUACCAGCUGCCAUGGUGGAUCACCUUCCUCUCCCCUCUCCUGAGGAGAGUGUCUCAGAAGGCCCAGCGAGUGAAGCAAGCUCAGGGAAAGGCAUUCCACUUUUCAGGACUGAGGGAGACGAUACACUUAUGGCUCAAAAUCAGAGCAAAGCCAAUGACCAUGAAGGUCUAUUGUCUGAUCCUCUGAGUGACCUUCAGUCUGCCCCAGAUGUUAAAUCUCCAGUCAUGGCUGAGCUGACCCUUCCUUCCAUUCCUGAAGUCGCGUCGGAUGAUGAAAGAGUAGAUGAGGUUGAAGAUGACAGAGAGAGAGCAAAGGUGGCAACUCUGGAAGUAGGAGCUUCUUCCUUGAGCACGUUACCUGCCCAUCCUGAAAAGGAAAAGGUGCCGAGUGGCGAGACACAUGGUUUGGCAGUGCUCGCAGAGAGCCUGCAUGACCUCAGGUCAGAAGCACCCGAAGGGUCUCUUAGGGCCUCUUCAGAGCAGACUACAGCUUUAGGAAUUCACAAACCAUAUCUUGGCAAGAGCUCACACUUGGAUAAACAGCUGCCAGGUCCUGGCGAUGGUGAGGAGGAAAAACUGGUGGGAGAUGGGAGGCCAAGUCAGCCUCCUGACGUGGCCCUGGAUUCUCCUAUCUCCAGCCCCUCCUUUUCUGAGACCUUUCCUGCCACACACUCUUUCCUCAGCUAUCCACACUCUGACACUCACCACACCAGUACAGCAGAAUCUCAAAAAAAAGCAACAGCAGAGGGCCUCCCUGGUAAAGUGGAAAAUUCUGGCAAGAGGAAGCCGCUUCUUCAGGCCUGGGUCUCACCCUCGGAGACACAUCCAGUCUCAGCUGGAACUGGGUCAGCCAAGCACAGACUUCAUCCUGUGAAGCCAAUGAACACAACAGCCACCAAGGUUGCCAACUCCAGCUUGGGGGCUGCCACUAUCAUCAGUGAGAACUUGAUCAAUGAAGCCAUCAUGAAGAAAUACAACCCCUCGGACCCUGCGUUUGCUUAUGCACAGCUAACCCACGAUGAGCUGAUCCAGUUGGUCCUCAAACAGAAGGAGACAAUAAGCAAGAAGGAGUUCCAGGUCCGCGAGCUGGAAGACUACAUAGACAAUCUGCUCGUCAGGGUCAUGGAAGAAACACCCAACAUCCUCCGAGUUCCAGCUCAGGUCGGCAGAAAAGCAGGAAAGAUGUGACUGGCCAGCUCACGACACUGAAAUGUUUCUGUGAGUUUGUUUCCACCUCCUCCUGAGGUCACGGACUUCGUAUGCCUGAGAACCGGCGUACAGGCUCCAAGGCACCAUCGCCCUUGCAUGUUAUCUGGCAGGACUCAGUUCUACCAAUUGAAGCCAGGUUAAUUAUUACAAUGAAUCUUUUACUGUACGUUCCCAGGGUUUUGUUUUUAAAUGCCACUGUGCCUUUAACUAUGUUGUAAAUAUUUUAUGCCCGGACCAAAGACACGGUCAUAAGAUCUAAUCCUGGCCCAGAGAUUCAGAUGGCUCCAGGGUGUUAAUGUAUUUUAACACGGGGGUUUUCUUUCUUUGAUAUUGAGAUUCUAAAAUACGCAUCUCCCAGUCAUUAAUCUUGGGCUGAAAUGAGAAGGACCGUGCAGUUGGUGCUGUGUUACACACACUUUUGGCGUUCGAAUCAGGCAUGGCUUUCUGGAUGUUAGAUGCUAAAUUUUGAUACCACGUCAACGUCCUGAGCUUAGACUUGGUCUUGGUGUUUUGACUGGAGCAGAGGAGUUGAAGAAAAGCCUCUGAGUGUGCCUUUUAAGUUUUGAACAAGCUGCCUUUCUAAACAUCAGCUUCCACUACUCUCUAGCCUUAAAAUGUGCUCUGUGUAGAUCCACAGGGCUCUUGUAUGGAGAUAUGAGAAGUAGCACAGGGGAACGGGUUGGGGGGGAGGUAGUCAAAGUCCAUUCUCUCAUGAUAACAGGGUUCCUGCUGGCCAGAAUGGCCCAGUCAGUGCUUCGAUGGUUCCACCAGGUGUGGAAUGAUUUCGGUACGAUUCCAGUGGCCUUUACCCCCGGGUCUUGGCUUGGCUCCCUGGUUUCCUUGUCAGCACUUCCUAUAAAAUUGUGAAGAGCAAGAUGAUCCUUAUUUUUGGAUUGCUGUAUUUUUAAAACUAGAUCAAUACACAUAUUUUUUAAAACUAGGACACUUGCCCCCUUCUUAACUAAUGGCACCAGUUCAGAUUCUUCAGGUAAUUUCAUUGUUGGUAACCUAAUACUGGAAUUAUUAUUACUAUUAUUCUUUUUAAUUUUUUUUAUUUUUUAAGGAGGGCACCGCUCACAGUGGCCCAUGUGGGGAUCGAACCAGCAAUGUUGGUGCUAUUAGCUCCAUGCUCUAACCAACUGAGCUCACCAGCCACCCCGAAUACUGGAAUUAAAAUGUUUCCAUGUUACUCAUUUUUUCUGCCGGUUGUGACAGAAUGUCAUCAGAUCUUGACUUUUUCCUGGGGGAGGAACAUCACAGGCCAGAGGGGUGGGAAGGGAUGGCAAUCCUAGCAGUUAUUAAAUUGGGAAUCUCUUUCUAUGUAUGUUCUUGUUAUAUUGAGGUUAAGAGGCAAGAUUGUUGGUGGCAGAAUUCCUUUUCAGGAUCACGUUUGCUGCGACCUUAGUUGUAUCGGAGCACUUUAAUCUUAAGGAUGAUACUGUAACUUGAUUUAUCUAAUUAGCCUUUAAUUAUCUAAGCUAUUUUAUUUAAUACUCUCCCACAGUACUGAGGACCACUGUAAACUUCUCCGAUGACUUGUGUUUUUGUAGUGCUAUGAAAUCUAUUAACAUACCUACAAAGAGAACUGCAUAGUCACUUGAACUCUGAAAAUGUAUAUAUUUGUUCUGCAACAUGUUUUUUACUUGAUAUAAAUGUAUUUUGACUGUGAUAACCCAAGUGCACUGGGGGCAGAUGUGCUCUGAAUGGUUUCUCCUUUGAAGAGCGGAUGUGGAGACCUGCACUAUACACGGGAAGUGGUUGGUUUGGAGAUAUCUGUUGCUAGGACCUUGGGGAUAGCCGUACCUUGGUCAGUGUUUGAGAGGGACAUGUGGGUGGAGGAGUGAAUUCCUGUGCUCUGAAAUGCCACUUGGGAACUCUGGAGAAUGAAGGACAAUUUACUUCUAGGGUGUCUGGCUUCUACCACUGCUAGAAAAAAAAUUCAAUUUAUAGCAUUCCUGUAUUUCUCAAAGUAGAUAACCUGAAGGUCAUUAAUUAACAACUGUCCUUGAGGACUCUACUUUGAGGGAGAAUUUAUCCAGGAAAAGCUUUAGCCUGCCCUGAGCCGUUAGCUGGGGUUGGUGAGUUGGAGUGCUGGACUCCUAUAACUGGGGUAUGUCUGAGGGCAUACGCCCAUCUACACAAGGUGAACUGGGCCUCGCCUCUGGCUGCUGUGAAUGCUCACUGAACUGAUGGGCCCUGGGAGGAGGCUGAGCUCUGGAGAAGCAGGAGCAGCUCUCUUCUUGGCCUUGCUUGGCAGCCUCCAGAAAGAGCAGUCAGGACUUGAAGCAUCAGAUUAAAUACCAGACACCUUGCUGUGAACUUCAAUUGGAGGUCAGCUCCCUGAAAAAACAUCAAUUAUUUGCCUGGUUGUUUCAUAUCAUCUCAUUCCUUGGACUUUGACAGGUGUCCUGCCCUCUCCUUUUAUUCCUGUUAAUUUCAUGAGGGUGGCAGAAUGGAGGUGCAAGAAAGUCUGCCCUUCGCCAUGCAGAACAGCUGAUGACCUGAGUGGAGAGGUGUGUGCGUGCGUGCAUGAAUGGAAUACAUGUGUGUGGUUCCAGCUUUGCUAACAGUGCGAGCUCAAAAGGGCAUAGCAGAAGGAAGGUCCCUGCCACUCAGCCACAUGCUGU
Messenger RNA from Rhinolophus ferrumequinum (greater horseshoe bat), 6544 nucleotides. RefSeq names its product RAB11 family interacting protein 1 (gene RAB11FIP1). Lineage: Eukaryota; Metazoa; Chordata; Mammalia; Chiroptera; Rhinolophidae. The transcript has 6 exons. Gene Ontology annotation, biological process: regulated exocytosis. Gene Ontology annotation, cellular component: intracellular membrane-bounded organelle. The record is from RefSeq and is a predicted model, not a curated record. Gene Ontology annotation, molecular function: small GTPase binding. The coding region runs from base 78 to 3896 and encodes 1272 amino acids.